UAAUAUAUUAUUUUUUUUAUAUCAAAAUAUAUAUAUAUUAAAAUGUCGAGAGAGUCUGGUAGAAGGUCCGUGGAUAUGGGCGCCGUGAACCGAAGUUCGAGGAGAGGCAAAGCUAAAGCCAUCUCCGACGCUUCGACCUCACGCGUUUCUCGAGGAAGACACUCCGUCUCUUCCUUUCCUACUAUCCCCGAUCACUUAAUCGGGGACGCUAUGACGGAUGAAGAAUUCGACCAGAUUUAUUCUGGUAGAGGGGACGGAAAUCUCUCCACUCUUGAUAGUGUAUUCGAAGAUUUUGAUGAAGCACAUCUAGAUAAUCUGGACGGGGACGAGGAGCCUACACCGCAGAGCAACGACGUCGACGUGGAGACAGCAGUUGAACGAGAAUUCAGUGCUAGCGGCAACAUUCUAACCGACUUUCGAAGUUGUCUUAGCGCUGAAUCUCUUGAAACACUGGUUUGCAACCAAGAUUGGCUCUUGGCAAGACGUCGAGCUCAAGAGUCAUCGUACCUACUCGAAUCGGAGCAUUACAUGAAUGCAACAACAGAUGGAAGUCCGAGUUCUGAAGAAUAAGUUAUAAUUUUUUUAUGUUAAUGUAGAUAUGUAAUUAGUUUUUUUAGGUGAGCGAUAUAUAAGCUCCUUCGAGGGUUUCUUUACGGUUCUUUACCUCGUCGCUUUUUUUGAACCGUCAGGAUAUUAAAUGUGGUUGUUCUUC
Cuscuta campestris is the source of this 712-nucleotide messenger RNA. The record is from the annotation of a GenBank genome assembly. Lineage: Eukaryota; Viridiplantae; Streptophyta; Magnoliopsida; Solanales; Convolvulaceae.